AUGUUUCACUUUCUGAGGCAAUGUUUGGUGAAUGCAAAGUGGGAAAAAUUUAAAAAGAAACCUCACAGCAAGCAACUUAUAGAACGGAUGGCUACUAUUGUGGCCCAAUGGCUUCAACCUGAAAAAGAAGUAUUAUUCUCGUCCAUAAAAGCAUCAUUAAAUAAUAUCAAACAAAAAGUAUUGAAUCGGCUAAGGAACAAAUAUCCCGACCAUUUAAUAUUCUCCACGUCCGCCGAUAAAUUUUUAUAUUGGGAAAACAACAAUAUCGACAAUAAUUAUUGGAACAAAGCAGAAGGAAUCCAGAUCAUGGAUGCACUUCAGGAAUAUAUAUUUCAUGACUCUAACUUUCAACAAAUGACAUCAGAAGACAAAAAAUUGAAACACAGUUGUAUAGAUAAUUUACUACUAAAAAUCCUAGGUGUAUUUGAGGAUCCACCCUAUUACAAUAAUACUUUCAUGCAAACACCACGUGAAAUACGUAAUUAUAGAGAAUUCAUUCAUAAAAGGAGUAACCAAGAGAGUAUAGUUUACUCUGAUAUAGAAAGACAGAUAGAUAAAAUACCGAAAUUUGUGAUUGGAAUGAUCGUAGUACAUGAGUGUAAAGGUGAAUGUUAUGACACUAUCGUAGUACAUGAGUGUAAAAGUGGAUAUAUAUAUAAUGACACUAAUAAAACCAGUACUGCCGGUGUAAUAGUCGGAUGGUACAUUAAUAAACACAAAAUUACGUUUGUGAAAAAUGAAACAAUGUAUCCUCGUAUGCACUUCAACACUUGUUGUAAUUUGGGAGAUCCAGAUGACCUUAUACAUUACAUAAUUCUUACGGAAAAUAAUGAAAUGUGUUGCGUAAAUGAAGACGCCCUGACUCUGUCAUUUGCAUGGAUCGAAAAUAGUGAAAUAGGUCGAUAUUUUAACCAAUUCAAAUGCACGCAUUACGUGCCAAAUAAAAUGUUGGCAAAACUUUAUCCACAUGAUACCGCUAGAAUUGCCACCCGAUAUGGUAAAAAAAUGGCUACUUAUAAGCAGCAGUGCAUCACUAACAAAUAA
Nylanderia fulva is the source of this 1044-nucleotide messenger RNA. Lineage: Eukaryota; Metazoa; Arthropoda; Insecta; Hymenoptera; Formicidae. The record is from RefSeq and is a predicted model, not a curated record.